Molecule: messenger RNA, 2260 nt
Organism: Suricata suricatta (meerkat)
Lineage: Eukaryota; Metazoa; Chordata; Mammalia; Carnivora; Herpestidae
Gene: TTC24
Product: tetratricopeptide repeat domain 24
Exons: 11
Coding region: 106-1716 (536 amino acids)
Molecular function (GO): protein binding
Source: RefSeq, a predicted model, not a curated record
GGCCCGCAGAGAGGAUCCAGGGAGCGCCCUCCAGGCCCCCAGAUGCAGCAGGUGCUCACUGAGCAUCUGCUGAGCUGACUCGACCCAGGAGCGCCUAGACUCACUAUGUCUUUCUCCAACCCUGAGGAUACCCCCCAAGAGCCUGAGUCUGAGCCCGAACCCUCAACCUCCAAGCAGAAGAAGAAGAGGAGAAAGCGGCCACAGCAAGAGGCCAGCAUCCACGCCCUCACCAGGGCCGGCCACGGAGCGCUCCUGGCUGGCCAGAGCCACGAAGCCUUGACCAGCUUUGAGAGGGCCUUUGUCCUGGCCUCUGAGGCCCCGCAAUCGCGGGACACCCCCGUUCUCAGGGCCUGUGCCUUCAACCUGGGGGCUGCCUACGUGGAGACCGGGGACCCAGCCCGGGGCCUCGAGCUGCUUCUGCGAGCCCGGCCUGAGGAGAAGGCACAGGGCAGGUGUCAUGGUGACCAGUGUUUCAACGUGGCCUUGGCCUACCAAGCCCUGGGCGACCUGCCUCAUGCUUUGGCCUGGUACCAGAGGGCCCUGGGUCACUACCAGCCGCUGGGUGACCAUGGGCAAGCCCAGGCAAAAAUGGGAGCCUGCUACCAGGCCCUGGGACAGCCGGAGCUAGCAGCCCACUGUCUGCGGGAGGCAGGCCGGGCCUACGCCCAGGCGGGGCAGCCCCAGGCCGCGGCCCUGGCCUUGGGGGCUGCAGCGGGGUGUAUGGUGGAGAGCGGGCGGCACAGGGUGGGCGCCGUGGUGCAGGUGCUGGAGGAGAGCCGGAGGCUUGCGGAGAGGACCCCUGAGCGCAGACUGCUGGGGCGCCUCUAUAACGACCUAGGCCUGACCUACUCGCAGCUCCGGCUGUUCCCGCUUGCCGCGGAGGCCUUCCUGCGGGCCCUGCCCCUGUGCCGGGUGCCGGGAGAGGAGGCCACGGUGCUGAGGAACCUCGGGGUGGCCCACAGUGCCCUCGGCAACCACCGGCAAGCCCGGGACUUCCACCAGAAGGCCGCCGACCUGCAUGGCUCCGCGGGGCAGCGGCAGGAGCAGGGCCGGAGCUUCGGCAGCCUGGCAUUUGCCCUGAGCCAGCUGGGGGACCACAGAGCAGCCAGGGACAGCUACCUCCACGCCCUGCAGGCGGCCCGAGACACCGGGGACGCGAAGGGCCAAUGGCAGGCCUGCGAGGGGCUGGGGGCUGCUGCGGCCAGACUGGGGCAGCACGACCAGGCCCUGACGUACUAUAAGGAGGCGCUGGCUCGGAGUCAGAAGGAGCCGGACUCUGUGCGGGACCGGCUGGUGGCCAAGCUGGCGGACGCCAUGAGGACGCACUUGGCCCAGGCCGGGGUGGUUCCCACGCACACUCUGACUUCGGCUCCAGGGAGGCCGCAGGCUCCAGGCAGGCCGGAAGGGGGCAGAGCGGAAGUGCGGCACAGGUCUUUGGCUGGGUGGGAGGAAGAGGAGUCGGAGGCGAACCAGGAGGAGAGAGAGGACCACACGCCAUCCGAUGUCCCUGAGGCCUCUUGGGCGCAGAGGCUGGAGUGUCCAGGACCCAGGGCCCGUCUCCCGCUUGGAGGCCAAGGCCCCCUCCAGAUGGAGCAUCCUGGCAUUCUGGUACCCAGAGGCCCCCAAGUCAACAGGUCACCCAGAUGGCCCAGGGAAACCCCAGGCAGGAUCCCUCAGAGGAGACCCACCAAGUCUGGCUUCUGUACAAUCAUGUGACUCCACUCUGCUGGCCCCGGAUGCGGUCUCUGUGCUACCUCCGCAGCACACUCACCACGUCCCGGGGAUCUGGGACCAAAUUCAGCGCUGCGUGGACCGGGCACAGAACGCCAUCCACGGAUGGGCUGCCGAGCACGCUGAGCAAGGGCUUUGCGCUCUCGGCUCUGGGAUGCUCAGCUUGCUCCUCACUGGGAGUUUUGGACUCAGGGGACUAACGGGAAACGGGAAAUGCACAGUGAAUUUCCUUCUGGAUGCGAACCCCAUGGCUGCUAAGGCCCUUGCCAGUUCUACUAAAAGCUGUGACUCGUUGGUCUAGAGGCUUUGCAGUCACUGACUGUCUCCGGACCUCUAUUUUCCCAAAUGGGAAAUGGGGAUAUGACCCAGAGGGGACACCUCUGAAUGCACUGCUGAGCCAUCGCGGGCUCAGGAGGCAGCGCCGGCCCAUGUUCUCCACGAAGAGACCUGGCCACACUUUGACAAGUGGCAGGUGUAUGUAUUUUUUAUGUAUUUUUUGCUUUAAGUUGAAAUAAAAGGAUGUGUUCCA